AGCUUCUUCUGUGAUACUCCUGCGCGAAACACUUCCUUCUGCUGCUGCUGCUACUUCUGCCGUUGCUCCCCUCCGAAUCACUUCCCCUGCGAAUCACGUUUCGUUCGAUCAAGGUUUUAAAAUAUGGCUGAUGCCGAGGACAUUCAACCUCUUGUUGUUGACAAUGGAACUGGAAUGGUCAAGGCUGGUUUUGCAGGUGAUGAUGCUCCUAGGGCCGUGUUCCCCAGUAUUAUUGGGCGACCACGUCAUACUGGUGUAAUGGUUGGGAUGGGCCAGAAGGAUGCUUACGUGGGUGAUGAAGCCCAGUCGAAAAGGGGUAUACUCACCCUGAAGUAUCCUAUAGAGCAUGGCAUAGUCAGCAACUGGGAUGAUAUGGAAAAGAUUUGGCAUCACACAUUUUACAAUGAGCUUCGUGUUGCCCCUGAAGAACACCCUGUACUUCUUACUGAGGCUCCACUCAAUCCCAAGGCCAACAGAGAGAAGAUGACUCAAAUUAUGUUUGAGACUUUCAAUGUUCCUGCAAUGUACGUUGCAAUUCAGGCUGUUUUGUCUCUGUAUGCCAGUGGACGUACUACAGGUAUUGUGCUUGAUUCUGGUGAUGGUGUGAGCCACACGGUGCCCAUAUAUGAAGGUUAUGCCCUUCCUCAUGCAAUUCUUCGUUUGGACCUUGCUGGCCGUGAUUUAACCGAGUACCUGGUCAAAAUCCUCACUGAGAGAGGAUACUCUUUCAGUACCUCUGCCGAGAAGGAAAUUGUCCGUGAUGUGAAGGAGAAAUUGGCAUAUGUGGCCCUUGAUUUUGAGCAAGAAAUGGAGACUACUAAGAGUAGCUCUGCAGUGGAGAAGAGCUAUGAGUUGCCUGAUGGACAGGUCAUUACAAUAGGGUCUGAGAGAUUCCGUUGCCCAGAAGUUCUCUUCCAGCCUUCUCUAAUUGGUAUGGAAGCUACUGGAAUUCAUGAAACUACAUACAACUCCAUCAUGAAAUGUGAUGUUGAUAUCAGGAAGGACCUGUAUGGAAACAUUGUGCUUAGUGGUGGGUCUACUAUGUUUCCUGGAAUUGCUGACCGUAUGAGCAAGGAAAUUAGUGCUCUUGCUCCAAGCAGCAUGAAAAUCAAGGUGGUUGCACCUCCUGAGAGGAAGUACAGUGUCUGGAUAGGUGGUUCUAUCUUGGCAUCACUUAGCACCUUUCAACAGGUUUGUACUGAUGCUUUUUUCUCAACUGUUCCGUUUUUUAUCCUUAAGUGUCACAUUCAAUGGAAUGGAUUGGUUUAUGGAAUUCGUUGGGUGCUUUCUUUGUCUCUUCUAUGCAGAUGUGGAUCUCUAAGGGUGAAUAUGACGAAUCAGGGCCAGCUAUUGUUCACCGAAAGUGCUUCUAAGUUGGGUCAAGUUGAGCUGGAUGGUGAUAUAGUUCUUCAUGCGCCCAGUCUUGUGCCAUAUUUCAGUCAAGUUUGGUUGACUUAUUUGAUGCUUUGGGUUUUUAAUAGAGAAAUAUCUAGUUUAAUGAAUGGAUUUGUAAGAUGAGUAUGUUAUAUGUUUCCCCGUUAGGUCCUUGGAAGCCAGACUAUUUUAUGCAAUUGGCGGAUGGUAUUGGAACUUUGUAGGUUCUGUUUGGUUUGAUUUUCCUUUUAUUCGAUUUUCAUGCUGUGGCCAUGAAUUAGGUGCCUCGAGUUAGGAGGACGAUUAGUUCCAGCAUCUUUUCUCCCAGACAGGGAUUUUUGAGUCAGUUUCUGUUUAUAUUUAUUAUAUGUUUAAUUG
Molecule: messenger RNA, 1752 nt
Organism: Abrus precatorius (Indian licorice)
Lineage: Eukaryota; Viridiplantae; Streptophyta; Magnoliopsida; Fabales; Fabaceae
Product: actin-101-like
Exons: 4
Coding region: 124-1518 (464 amino acids)
Source: RefSeq, a predicted model, not a curated record